CAAAAAAUAUGAAAGCUAUGAAGUGAAACAGACAAACGCGGGGAGAUUAAACAAAGCAAGAUAGGAAGGAAGUGGGAACAAGUGUUAUAUUACAGUAGCAGCCAACACUGAUCAGUCUCCUGCUCACUGACCUCUCCCUAUCUCUUCUGUCAUUCUUCACCAAUAUACUGCUUCAUUUCUUACCGCUGCCACUUCUCUAAGGGGCAAAGUAAAGCCCCUACUCCCUGCAUUGUCCUGUGUUCUCCCAUUAUUGCACCAUUUGCUCAUUUUCUGAAACCAUAAAGCUAAUACUCUCUGUUAACAAGCCAUUCUGCAGUGGAAAUCCUGUAGCUACCUAACUUAAAGCAAGUUGAGAGAAGGCUAGGAAGAAAUGAAAGAAAUUGGAAAGAGAAAAACUAGAAGAAGCAGAAUCCUCAUGGAUCUUUCCUCCGUUAGCUCCUUAGCUCUCGUUCUCAACCUCAUUGUCUUACUUGUAACCUCAAAAGGUGUAUCAGGUGCUUCUUUCACAUUUGUCAACCGAUGUGCCUACACUGUCUGGCCUGGGAUUUUAGCAAAUGCAGGCAGUCCUAGACUGGACAGCACCGGAUUCGAGCUCCCAAAAGACUCAUCUCGUUCAUUUCAAGCCCCAACGGGGUGGUCGGGUCGUUUCUGGGGCCGAACGGGCUGCACAUUCGACGGAUCCGGCUCUGGAGCUUGCCUAACAGGCGACUGCGGGGCGGGUCAGAUGGAAUGCAACGGACUCGGAGCUGCUCCGCCUGUAACUCUGGCUGAGUUCACCCUUGGAACAGGAGGGCAAGAUUUUUAUGACGUCAGCCUCGUUGAUGGCUACAAUCUUCCCAUGAUCGUUGAAGGAAGUGGCGGGUCGGGUCUUUGUGCUUCGACCGGGUGUACAAGUGACUUAAACCGGCAAUGCCCCUCGGAACUCCGGGUUGGGGACGGUGAUGCUUGCAAGAGCGCGUGUGAGGCGUUUGGGAGCCCCGAAUAUUGUUGUAGUGGCGCGUAUAGCACACCCGCGACGUGUAAACCGUCGGUUUAUUCGGAGAUGUUCAAGGCCGCGUGUCCGAGAUCUUACAGCUACGCGUACGAUGAUGCUACAAGCACAUUCACGUGUACCGGAGCAGAUUAUACGGUGACAUUUUGUCCCUCUUCUCCCAGUCAAAAAUCUUCCAGAGAUACUACACCAGUUACAGAAGCUACCCCAGUGACAGGCUCAACAUCACAAGGUUCAGGGUCAGAAUCUGGGGUAUCAUAUUCGGGUAAUGGUUAUGGAUAUUCUGGUUCAGGGUAUUCAAGUUCUGGUUAUGGAUACUCUGGAACCGGGUACUCUGGUUCAGGUUCAAGCUCUGAAUCAGGAUCUGGACAAACCAUGUUGACAGAUGGGUCAUGGUUAGCUGGUUUGGCCAUGGGGGAUUCACCAAGAACAGCUUCUCCCUCUAUUCCACAAUCUGUUCUCAUGGCAUUAACUGCUGUCUCUCUCUUGUUUUCAUUUCUUUACUUGUAGCCCUUCUCUAUCUUUGUAUCAUGGCUUUUGUUAUUUUUGUUAAAUGUGAAUUCUUUGCAGAUUUGCAGCCUUGAUGGGUAAUGGGGUAUGGCCUUUGUUUGAAAAGCGGACAGAUUCUUGGUCCAGUUUGUAAACCAUCAGCUUCAAGAUUCCCCCCUUAGAAAUUUCAGUGUGAUAUAUAACAUUAAAAGGUGUUUGUUUAUCUAAAAUUUUGGGAUUUGUUGGCUCUUUUUCUUCUUUUUCACUUGAAAGGGUUUUGUGAAGUUAAAGCCAGCCCAUCAGAAUCUAGGGGGAAUUUCUUGAUUCGGUCUAGCAAUUUUUGGUUCUGUCUUCUGCUAAUCUUUGCUUUUCCAGUUUUGCUCCUUUGUUUCUUUUGGCUAAUUGGGUUUGUAAAGAGAGCGAGAGAUCUUCCUUAAAAGCUUGCUUGUAAUGUGAAAAUGUGAGCAGGAUUUUGGCUGUUGUAUGUGAAGGAUGCCCAACUCGCACGUUUUCAACUCA
Molecule: messenger RNA, 1999 nt
Organism: Theobroma cacao (cacao)
Lineage: Eukaryota; Viridiplantae; Streptophyta; Magnoliopsida; Malvales; Malvaceae
Product: Pathogenesis-related thaumatin superfamily protein
Source: RefSeq, a predicted model, not a curated record